GAGCCCGGCAGCCGCGGAGGGGAGCGAGGGAGCGGCGGCGGGGCCGCGCCGGCUCCUGCCCCGCGCCAGUGCUUGAUGGCCACAGCAGGGCACUAAAUAAUACUAGAAAAAAAACCCAGCAUUAAGACCAAUAAUUUCCACACGACUGGCUGGAAAAGCAGUUGUCACUGCCUUCCUGGUGCAGCAUGGCAUUUGGACCUGGUGUUCUCUGCCUGUUCCUAUGGACAAUAACAGGUUCCAGUUGUGAGCAGUGCAGAGAAGGAGCCACGUACUCAGGUGCAGUAAUAUCUCCCAACUUGGAAACCACUAAAAUCAUGCGGGUUCCUCACGCCUUGUCAGUGCCCGAGUGCAUCGCAGCGUGUUGUGACCUCUCUGGUUGUGACUUGUCCUGGAUGUUUGAACGGCGCUGUUACAUCGUGAACUGCCAACACAAGGACAACUGUGAACCUAAAAAAAUUGAAACUGUCAAGUCCUACAUUACCUUUGUGCUGAGGCCUUCUCAGAGGCCAGCCUCACUGCUAGGGCUUGGGCAAGUGAUCCCAAGCAUGGUCCACUCUGUGGGGCUCCAGAAUGACCCGUCAGAGGAAGUGAGUAGCCUGAAGAAGCUGUCUCUGCUUGGAAAAGAUCCCAGCCUUGAGGAGAUACCUGAAUACAUUGAUGAUUAUAAAGAGUUGGAGCAGGACCCCUUUCAGGUGGGCAUCAAACACCCACAGAAGGACAGUAUGGAUUAUACUGACUGGGGCCUGAUGGUGGCAGGUGAAAAUGGCUUCAACAGUUCCACGGGUGAUGAUGGAGAUAACCAGGAAGAUUUUGCUGAAAAGAAAGGGGAGGCUGGGAAGGUGGAAAGCCUUCUGAAUAAAAACAGUUCUGAGCUGACUUCUAUCAACGAGCACUCCACAGAGAGGUCAUCCCUUCCGGAGAUUACACCACUCCCUGGGAAGACACUUGAAAGGGAAGCAGCUGUUCCACUUGCACAACCUGAAGAUGCUUUGCAAAAAGAGGCUGCUACACCUUCCUCUUCUUCAGAUGUACCAGGUUUCUCCCCAGAUGUGUCAGAGAAAACCCAGACUCCCACAGUGGCCCCAGAGAACGCCACUGAAGGUGGGAUCAUGCUACUUCCCACUAAUACUGCUCCAUCUGAGCCCAUGCAGCAGUUCACACCACCUGCUACUGCUGCUAGAGCAGUUAAAGAACUUACUGUGUCUGCUGGAGAUAACAUACAAGUGAUGUUACCCAAAAAUGAUGUUGAACUGAAUGCCUUUGCUGUCCCACCACCAUCUACAGAAACAGCCUACACCUAUGAGUGGAGCUUAAUCAGUCACCCUGCUGACUACAGUGGGGAAAUGGAGCACAGGCACAGCCAGACUUUGAAGCUCUCUCAUUUAUCAGUGGGACUUUAUGCCUUCAAAGUGACAGUUUCUGGUGAAAAUGCCUUUGGUGAAGGUUUUGUAAAUGUCACAGUCAAACCAGCAGUCAGAAUUAACCAGCCACCUGUUGCUGUUGCUUCACCCAAAGUGCAGGAAGUUUCCUUGCCUACAACUUCAACCUUCAUCGAUGGCAGUCAAAGCAUAGAUGAUGUGAAGAUAGUGAGUUACCACUGGGAAGAAAUUCAAGGUCCCCUGCGAGAGCAGAAGGCAUCUGCUGACACACCAGUCUUGCACUUGUCUAACCUUGUUCCUGGAAACUACACCUUCAGACUCACAGUGAUUGAUUCAGAUGGUGCAGCCAACUCCACCAUUGCAUCUCUGACUGUCAACAAGCCAGUGGAUUACCCACCUAUUGCUAAUGCAGGACCGAAUCAGGCAGUCACUUUGCCCCAGAACUUCAUUACACUGAAUGGGAACCAGAGCAGUGAUGACCAUGAAAUUGUCAGCUAUGAGUGGUCACUCAGUCCCAAAAGCAAAGGCAAGGUUGUAGCAAUGCAGGGAGUGCGCACGCCGUACCUGCAGCUCUCCGCAAUGCAGGAAGGGGAUUACACGUUCCAGCUGACGGUGACAGACUCCGCGCGGCAGCGCUCCACGGCCGAGGUCACGCUCAUCGUGCAGCCUGAAAAUAACAGUCCUCCAGUAGCAGUGGCUGGCCCUGACAAGGAAUUGACCUUCCCAGUAGAAAGUACUACAUUGGAUGGAAGCAAAAGCCAAGAUGACCAAGGCAUUGUCUUCUAUCACUGGGAAAAUAUCAGUGGGCCAAGCUCUGUACAGAUGGAAAAUGAUGACAAGGCAAUAGCGACUGUGACUGGUCUCCAGGUUGGUACCUAUCACUUCAGGCUGACUGUGAAAGACCAACAGGGCUUGAGCAGUGCAUCUGUGCUCUCCAUUACUGUGAAGGAAGAAAACAACAGUCCACCCCGGGCACAUGCUGGUGGGAAGCAUGUUCUAGUGCUUCCAAACAACUCUGUUACCUUGGAUGGCUCAGGGUCUGCUGAUGACCAGGGGAUUGUGUCGUAUUUGUGGAUUCGGGAUGGUCAAAGCCCAGCAGCUGGGGAUGUCAUCCAUGGCUCAGACCAUGAGGCAGUACUGCAGCUAACUAAUCUUGUGGAAGGAACCUAUAUUUUCCACUUGAAAGUGACGGAUGCUAAGGGAGACUCAGAUGUUGAUUCAGCAACUGUUGAAGUGCGGCCUGAUCCCAGAAAGAGUGGUCUGGUGGAGCUGAUCCUGCAGGUUGGAGUGGGACAGCUAAGUGAGCAGCAGAAGGACACUCUGGUGAGACAGUUGGCUGUACUGCUGAAUGUUUUGGAUUCAGAUAUCAAAGUUCAGAAGAUACAAGCCUACUCAGAUAUAAGCACUGCAGUCGUGUUCUACGUGCAGAACGGGCAUCCUUCCACGGUGAUCAAGGCAUCAGAUGUCUCACGGACUCUGCACGUGCAGCUUUUGAAACAGAAGGCUGACUUCUUGCUUUUUAAAGUCCUGAGAGUUGACACGGCUGCCUGUCUUUUGAAAUGCUCUGGACAUGGGCACUGUGACCCCAUAACAAAGCGCUGCAUUUGCUACCAGCUGUGGAUGGAAAACCUGAUUCAUCGUUAUCUAAAUGAUGGAGAGAGUAAUUGUGAGUGGAGUAUACUCUAUGUGACUGUAUCUGUUUUUAUUCUGAUUGUGGUCAUGGUAGGGCUUGCCUGGUUCUGCAUCUGCUGCUGUAAAAGCAGGAAGAGGACCAAGAUAAGAAAGAAAACAAAAUAUACCAUCCUAGAUAACAUAGACGAACAGGAGAGAAUGGAGCUGCGGCCCAAAUAUGGUAUAAAACACAGAAGUACAGAACACAACUCCAGUCUGAUGGUCUCUGAGUCAGAGUUUGACAGUGAUCAGGACACUAUCUUCAGCAGAGAAAAGAUUGAAAGAGAGAAUUCUAGAACACUUAUAAAUGGAUCUGUCAGAAAUGGAGUUUCCUUCAACUAUAGCUCAAAAGACAGAUAA
Oenanthe melanoleuca is the source of this 3410-nucleotide messenger RNA. Its product is annotated as KIAA0319 ortholog. Gene Ontology annotation, biological process: neuron migration; negative regulation of dendrite development. Gene Ontology annotation, cellular component: cytoplasmic vesicle; plasma membrane. Bases 186 to 3410 code for a protein of 1074 amino acids. The record is from RefSeq and is a predicted model, not a curated record. The transcript is spliced from 21 exons. Lineage: Eukaryota; Metazoa; Chordata; Aves; Passeriformes; Muscicapidae.